AUGCAUACAAUAAGACAACGUGGGCAGCGCUCUCAACGCCCUUCGAGUGAUUUUAACGAGAAAAGGUGCAAAAUGACCAUCCAGAGUAUGACGGUAACAGAUUCCCGUGACGGCACGAGGGGACGUUGCAGAGGGCCUUACAAGUUGCGGACAAAGGUUUUAAUAACUUCAUUAGUGUUGCUGGUCUUCGUGUCUGCCUUGAGUGGCUUCCUCAUCGGCAGCGCUGACUACGCAGCAUGGAAGAAAUUGGACCCUCCCGACCCAGUUCACGCAUUGCCACCGUCGGCGUCAAUCAUGCGCGUAUUUCACCGAGCGGCCGUAUGCACAGAUGCCGCGCAUUGCUCGAAAGUAGGAAGACAAAUCCUCGUUCAAAACGGUUCCGCCGUGGACGCGGCGAUCGCGUCGAUGUUCUGCAACGGCGUACUCAACCACCAGAGCAUGGGGCUCGGGGGAGGCUUCUUCAUGACCGUAUACAUAAAGGAGGAGGGCAGGGCGUACAGCGUCAUAGCGAGGGAGAAAGCCCCUGCAGCGGCCACGGAGGACAUGUUCCACGGGGACAUUACGAAAUCGUCGAAAGGUCCGCUGGCAAUCGGGGUUCCGGGCGAGCUGCGUGGCAUGUGGGCGGCGUACAAGAGGUGGGGCAAGCUGCCCUGGGAGAGCUUAAUAGCCCCCACGCUGCAGCUCUGCGAGGACGGAUACGUGGUCUCGAAAGCGCUGCACGACGGCCUGAUGGUGGCAUCCUACGUGAGGAAUGAUCCGAAUUUGAGGAAAACCUACUACAACCCCACCAAGCAGCAAUUCCACAGGCCGGGCACCGUGGUGAAACCGAGCGAGGCAUUCUGCAAAACGCUGAAGCGAAUUGCAGCUAAAGGCGGCGACGAACUCUACAACGGCAGCCUGUCGGUGGACUUCCUGGACGAUCUGCAGAGGGUCGGCAGCAUCAUCAGCGCCGAAGACCUCCGAAACUACGAGGCGAAGGUGACGGAACCGCUGGAGGUGCCCCUUAGCAACGGCGAUAUUCUGUACACCCCGCCGCCGCCGAGCAGCGGACUGAUACUAGUCAACAUACUGAACAUACUGAGCGGUUACAACUUCACGUCGCUCAGCAUAAACACCGCGGAAGACAAGAUCCUCACCUACCACCGAAUAAUAGAGGCCUUCAAGUACGCGUACGCAACCAGGACCAAGUUGGGCGACGCCGACUUCCUGCAUUUGGACGGUCUGAUCAAGAACGUGACGUCACGCGAGUACGGCGAGCAGCUCCGCAUGAGGAUCAACGACACGAUGACCAGCAACGACACGGCCACGUACGGCGCGACGGAAUACUCGAAGGGCGACAGCGGCACCGCCCACAUCUCCAUCAUCGGGACCAACGGGGACGCCGUCUCCGUCACCAGCUCGAUCAACUACUACUUCGGCGUCGGCUUCUCGACCCUCAACACGGGCAUCGUGAUGAACAACGUGAUGGACGACUUCUCGUCGCCGGGCAUCGUGAACUACUUCGGCGUGCGGCCCUCGUCGGCGAACUUCAUAGCGCCCGGCAAGAGGCCCCUAUCAUCGAUGAACCCCAGCAUCAUCGUGGACCGCGCCGGCAACGCGAAGGUGGUGAUCGGCGCCUCGGGCGGCACCAAAAUCACCACGGCCGUCGCCCUGGUGAUCAUUCGCAAGCUCUGGUUCGGGCAGACGGUGAAGCAGGCGGUGGACGAACCGCGACUAUACCACCAGCUGUUGCCGAUGCGCAUCGACUACGAAUACGGCGUGACGACGGACGUAAUCAAAGGUUUGGAAGCGAAGGGCCACGCCGUGCAACGCUACAGGCAGCGAGGCUCAACUGUCUGCGCUGUCUACAGGAACAGAACGGCUAUAUACGCGAACGCCGAUUACAGGAAGGGCGGCGACGUCGACGGAAUCAAU
Messenger RNA from Iphiclides podalirius (scarce swallowtail), 1914 nucleotides. The record is from the annotation of a GenBank genome assembly. NCBI's taxonomy places the organism in Eukaryota, Metazoa, Arthropoda, Insecta, Lepidoptera, Papilionidae.